Molecule: messenger RNA, 1211 nt
Organism: Tripterygium wilfordii
Lineage: Eukaryota; Viridiplantae; Streptophyta; Magnoliopsida; Celastrales; Celastraceae
Product: probable UDP-3-O-acylglucosamine N-acyltransferase 2, mitochondrial
Exons: 10
Coding region: 180-1073 (297 amino acids)
Biological process (GO): lipid A biosynthetic process
Source: RefSeq, a predicted model, not a curated record
UGAUGGGCCUUUUGUUGGUCAUCGAACUUCAAUGUUCAAAAUCUUUUUUUCCCUGGCGCUAACUGCUAAGAUAGAGAGACCUUCAAAGUUCAGAGCUUCUCGACUAGGGAAUACUGUCGACCCAAAUUCAAUCUUCGAAAUACCUCCUAAACUGACACGCUCACUCUCUUAUCCUGGUUAUGGCAGUUUAUGCUCGAAGAUUGUCCUUCUUUGGCCCCUCAAAACCCAUCUCCUACCUCUUCUCGAGUAGGGCAUUUAUUGAAAAGUUUCGUGCUUUAUCGCUGUCGCGCAGUUCUUCAUGUCACCUUUUCUCGGUCUACUCCUGCAAUGAAUUUGAGAAUGAUGCUGAAAACGGUGGACAUGGUUUCACGAAAUGGCGCAAUGGAGGUGGGAUCUUCCACAACUCUGCUUGUAUUGACCCAACGGUGCUUAUUGAGAUUGGUGCUAUUGUUCAGUCAAAAGCUAUAGUUGGGGCAAAUGUCAGUGUUGGAUCAGGAGCUGUGAUUGGACCGGAUGUAACAAUUGGUCAAUCAACAAAGAUUGGGUAUAAUGUGUCACUCAGUAAUUGCACAAUAGGUGAUUCUUGUGUGAUCCACAAUGGAGUAUGCAUUGGUCAAGACGGAUUUGGGUUUUAUGUGGAUGAGCACGGCAAUAUGGUGAAGAAGCCUCAGAUGCUUAAUGCUAAGAUAGGAAACCAUGUGGAAAUUGGUGCAAAUUCAUGCGUUGACAGGGGCAGUUGGAGAGAUACGGUUAUUGGGGAUCAUUCAAAGAUAGAUAAUCUGGUUCAAAUUGGUCAUAAUGUAGUAAUUGGAAGCGGUUGCAUGCUUUGUGGACAAGUUGGGAUCGCAGGUUCAGCAACGAUUGGAGAUUAUGUUACACUGGGGGGAAGGGCAGCAAUUCGCGAUCAUGUCUUUAUUGCAUCAAAGGUCCGGCUUGCUGCUAAUAGUUGUGCCACCAAGGACAUCCAAGAGGCUGGGGAUUAUGGUGGCUUUCCUGCGGUCCCUAUUAAUGAAUGGCGAAGACAAGUCGUUGCUAAGUUUAGGACUACAAAGAAGGAACUCCCACAGGGAUGAUAGGAAAUGAAAUCACAGGUCAAAAUAUCUUGGAUUUAACAGUUCAAAUGCACGUGUGGCAUGUGUUGUGUAGAAUUAUUCAAGCAUUCAGCAUACGUUUACGUUGGCCUCAAAUUUUUGAAGGGUAAAAUUGUGUAA